AUCGCGUGUUAGAUAAAUUCACCCUCUCCCCGUUGCGUGCAGUACACAACAAUGAAUGCUGGAUCAAGCAGCGCUCGGCGCUUGAUUGCGUUCAAUGCCUCCUCACGCGACAGCAUUUGCAGAUCUUGCUUGAACCGCAUAUCACAUCAAGCGAAUCGUCGAAAUGCAUCAACCGCUACAGCUGUUGCGGAUCAGUCUCCUACAUCACAAUCCGAUCCAUCUUCAUCACAGCCCGUGGAAGCAACAGGUCCUCGGAAAGCCUUCAAAAUCAUGUGCAGCCCGCUGAUCGCGCGACCACCUCUCCUCACCCGCGAGCCCACUUCCUUCGAGAAAGCAUACUACCUCUAUCAAAAAAGACUGAACGAGCGACUCGUUCUUCCCUUCACUCGAUACUUCUACUACAAGAAAGGCACACCGGCAGAUCUCGAAUGGAAGCGGAAAUACAAAGUUCGCAGGGUGGCCGCUCGGGAUAUUGGUUUCUACAACGCAUAUGACCCCAAUGCUUGGAAUGACGAAGUCCUGGUAGGAAGUCAGCUUUCCGAGCCUGCAGACUUCGUGGAGAAGUUAUGUCGAGACGCCGAGGGCAAACCGAUCGUGGAUGUUGCCAAGGACGUGAGCCAGGAGAAGGUUGCCGACUUGGCAGCGGAUGAAUUGGGGUCAGGAAAGCGGGUGGUAGAGGAGGAGAAGGUAGAGAGCGAGGCAGACGACAUCGAUGUGUUGACUGGGGAGAGCGUUAAGAAGACGGAGAAGAAGAUUGUCAUUCCGCGACCGCUGCCGCGGGAGACGGAGGCAGACCGGACGAAUGAUCUCAAGAGCUUGAACCGCAAGCUGGACCGAUCGUUGUAUCUUUUGAUCAAGAGGAAAGAUGGACAGUGGCGAUUCCCGGAGGAUCGUCUGUAUGGUCGCGAGAAUCUGCACCAGGCGGCCGAACGCAUCCUCAUCCAAGCCGGCGGCAUCAACAUGAACACCUGGGUCAUCGCGAACCACCCAGUCGGCCACUACUUCAGCCGGUUCGCCUCCCCGAUCCUCAGCAAGAUCGCCCCCAACCGGCUCGUCAGCACGUCGCCGACGGAGGUGUUCGAGCAAGAGGAGUACGGCGAACGCGUCUUCUUCAUGAAGACCCGCAUCAUGACCGGACAACUGAAUCUCGCCAAGAACCAGUACGGCGACCAGGAGUUCCAGUGGCUCGCGAAAGAGGAGAUCCAGGAGCGUGUGACGGAGGAUUACUGGCAUCACAUCAGGAACAUGCUUGUGGAACGAUAGAGGUUGCAUGAUGUGGGCAGGGGAAUGGACAGCGGCCAGAUGAAUUGGUCUCUGGGAUUGUCGUGAGGAAAGCUUCGCUUCUUCUUAUAUUGUAUUGAUCCUUGUACUCUACGUCCCCAUUAGAAACUUUCGAAUUUCUCCAUUUGUUCCUGCCAGGCAUGCUUAUCUUGAGAAAUGGGACGUGACAUUCCGUCACGAGCGAUGGAUAUCGGAAGAUAUAUUUUGAAAUUUUGUGGCACUGCGCUCUAACUCGUCGCAUGUGUGUUUGUUUUAAGGAAGAGGAUAGUAAGAUAAAGAACCCCGACAUGGUCUACACCACGCAGUGUCGCCAAACAG
Dissoconium aciculare CBS 342.82 is the source of this 1599-nucleotide messenger RNA. RefSeq lists its product as uncharacterized. Gene Ontology annotation, molecular function: structural constituent of ribosome. The record is from RefSeq and is a predicted model, not a curated record. Gene Ontology annotation, cellular component: mitochondrial large ribosomal subunit. The transcript is spliced from 3 exons. The coding region runs from base 52 to 1263 and encodes 403 amino acids. Lineage: Eukaryota; Fungi; Ascomycota; Dothideomycetes; Mycosphaerellales; Dissoconiaceae.